AUGGCCACGGAAGAUGAUAACUUCGAUAUUGACAUUUACGGGGAUGGCAGUGGCUACAACACCACCGAACAAGGUGAUCAGAACCAAGAUGACACCGAGCUGGUACUAGAUGCCCCCGAGACCACUUCCUCGGCCCCUUCCGCAGACACGAAACAAGCCAACAACACGAAUCACGCGAACAAUACGAACAAUGCGCCCGCCGAGUCGACCCAUCCCGUCGAAUCUGCGCCCGCCUCCAACGGCGACCACGCCAUGACCAACCCGCAGACCUCCGCUCACGAUACCCCAGCGCCGCCACAUGGGGUCAAGCGGAAGGACUAUGACGACCGCCCCUCAGACCCAGAUGCCACCAGCGCAUUGCUGAUCUCCGAUCUAUUCUGGUGGGAAACGGACGAUGACAUUCGGGGCUGGAUCGCCGCGGCCGGCAGUGAGGACGAGCUCAAAGAUGUAACAUUCAGCGAGCACAAGGUCAAUGGCAAGAGUAAGGGACAAGCCUUUGUCGAAUUCAUCACUCCCCAAGCUGCGACGGCUAGCAAACACAAGAUCGAGACCGGUCAAUCAGGGCGGAAACACCUGGUGAACUAUACCAACCCGCAUCAGAACCCAUUCCGCACACUCCCCAAGGACGCGCCCAUGCGCAAGGAUGCCAAUCGAACGAUGGGCGGUAAUUUCAACGCCGGCGGUAACCAAAACAAUAACUUUGGCAUGAACGUGGGUGGCGGCGGAUACCGCGGUGGACGAGGAGGCUUCAAUAACCGUGGGAUGGGUGGUAACAACUUCAACAACCGGGGCAAUUACAAUAACAUGGGCGGCGGCUUCCAGGGCGGCGGCGGCGGUCCCGGUAUGAUGGGCGGUUUCCAGGGCGGUCAUAUGGGUGGCAUGCAGAACUACGGCUUCAAUAACCGCGGCGGUGGCAUGAUGGGCGGCAUGCGCGGCGGACCGGGUGGUAUGCGUGGUGGUCGUGGUGGAAAUAUGGGCGGAAACAAUAUGAUGGGAAUGCCGGGCAUGAACCCCAUGGCUGGAGGUAUGGGUAUGAAUCCUAUGGCUGGUGGAAUGAACCCCAUGAUGAACAUGGGCAUGCAGGGCCAAGGUUUCCAGGGAGGUAACCCAGCAGCCUUCAACCAAGGGUUCUUCAAUAACCAGGGAGGUAGCGUCGGAGGCGGCAAUGAUGCUUCAUGGAACCCACACGGUGCAAAGCGCAGUCGGCAGGAGUAG
Molecule: messenger RNA, 1215 nt
Organism: Penicillium cosmopolitanum
Lineage: Eukaryota; Fungi; Ascomycota; Eurotiomycetes; Eurotiales; Aspergillaceae
Product: RRM domain protein
Exons: 3
Coding region: 1-1215 (404 amino acids)
Biological process (GO): mRNA alternative polyadenylation
Cellular component (GO): mRNA cleavage and polyadenylation specificity factor complex
Molecular function (GO): mRNA binding
Source: RefSeq, a predicted model, not a curated record